CCUUUCGGUCGGAUUAUUUGCAAGAUGGAUCCCUACCAACCGGUAUUGUACGUCUCCGGAAUAAGUUUCACAGUGACACAGAGCAUUCAAACACCAUCUUAAAUAAUUUAGGCAGCCUAUUUCAAACGUUUAAAUUGACUGAUUUUUUCAUAUCACAGCUGGAGGAAAACAAACCUCUCAGGUAGUGUGAGUUAAAUGAUUUGCAUAGAACUUUAUACGUAGAUGAUACAUUACAGCGUUGUGGAAAAUAAUAAAGAUAGCAAAAGCAAGUAGACUUUUCUACGGCUCAUGUACUUACAAGUCGCAUGACACAAAUACUACAUCACUAGCCGGUGGAAAAUAAUAAACAAAGACGGCAAAAGCAAAUGGGAUUGUUUUCAACCAAGAAACUACAUUGUGUUCGUGAGGCCAGUCGACAAGAACUCAAUAUUGAAAGGCUUUGGCCUGAUCUACGAUUAACAGUCGUGACAGUGUUGUAGCUAGAGUUAAUAAUAUUUAAAAAAUAUUGAUAUUGUGAGUUUGUAUAAUAUUGUGUGAUGGUUAUAAGUGAUUCUUAACUAAAAUAAAGUCCAGUAAUCAUAUCCAUUAUGACGGAAUUAGCUACCCGGACAUUAAUGCCGGGGGCCUGCCGAUGUUGUUUGUUAGAGCAAAGCGAAAUGUAUUGUAUCCUUGAUACAUUGGAGGAAUUCGAAAGUACAAUUUAUGACUUAAUCACCGAUUGCAUCGGAAUAAAGAUCACAGGAGAUGACUGUUUUUCAAGAAGCAUCUGUAACAUUUGUUUUAAUGAUCUGUCUACUGCCGUACGUUUUCGUCAGCGCUGCCUGGAAACCGAAAAUAUACUGCAAAACUCACAAAUCGAUAUUGAAAAACCGCAAGUGAAGGAAUUAAGUGAAGAAAUUUUGAGCUCGCAAGAAGAAAUUGUUUUGGAAGAAAAGUCCCAAUCAAUAAAUUCGGAUGUUACGUCUAACCUGUACAAGGAGGGCAGUUCAACUGAUCAACGCGAUUCCCAAAGUAGCGAAACUGAAUUAUCAUCACCGCCGAAGAAGAAAAAAAUAUCAAAACGUCGCAGUGGUGGAAAUACAUAUAAAUGUAACAUUUGCGACAAAGUGUUCAUGAAAGCCAGUUAUCUUAAAAAACAUCUUCGGAUCCACUCCGGCGAACGCCCCUUCAAAUGCAACGUUUGCCCCAAAGCGUUCGUGACCAGCGACACCCUCAAGAAUCAUGAGCGUGUUCAUACCAAUAAUAGACCACAUGAGUGUGAUAUGUGUGGCAAACGGUUUAUAAGUAACAGUCAUCUAAAGCAACAUAAGCAUUUUCAUACCGGCGAACGACCCUAUCGGUGCGACAUUUGCGGAAAGGAGUAUACAACAAGUAUUCAACUUAGCUAUCAUCGAGUUAAUCACACUGGGGGCCAUAAAUUUGAAUGUGACCUUUGUAACCGAUCUUUUGUCAUACGGAGCCAACUCAAAAAGCACAUGCGGAAGCACACGGGUGAGAAACCGUAUCAAUGUGAUAUUUGCGGAGUAAAAGUCAAAGAUAAAUAUACCCUGAAAUGUCACAUACGUACCCAUACCGGGCCACAGCAAUGCGACAUAUGUGGGAAAAAGCUCCCCAAUAGUAACCAAUUUAGGCUCCAUCAAAAGACGCACGCAGAAGAAGCGAUAAGCAUCGAACAGGAAGUUCCAUCAUUUACAAAGCAUAACGUUUCCGUUUCAAAAAUCUGCUGAGGGAACAUUCAUAAAUCAUGUAAGACAACAAUUGGCCAAAAUUAACCUUCCUUGUCCCAAAAUUAUUUCGAAACGAAUUAUUUUUUUCUUUAGUAAUAUGCUAGCUGACUCCCCUCCAUCUUAUAUCACAAAAUGUCUCAACCCUCCCAAACUCCGCCUCCUAAAAGCGUGAUUUAUGAAGGGUCACUCAGCUAUGGAUGUGUCGAUCGAGAUAGUGUUUUUACAAAACUUCGACUUUUUUUCAAAUUGAAGUAACGCUUGUGAAGUAACAGAACAAUCUGACCUAUAAUAACUUAUGUCGUUUUUGCUUGAAGCGAAACUGAGUCAGUUUCAAACCCUAACUGCAGUCAAAAAGUAUGAACUGACAGUGGUUGGGGUUAAAACCUGACUCAGUUUCGGAGUCCAGCAAAAACGCCAUUAGCAAAAGUGCGAAUACGAUUUGUAAACAAACUUUUGUUUUGCUAAUUUCUUCUAAUUUGCUUUCAUUUCAAAGCAGAAAACAUUUGAAAUUGCUUCUACGAAGGGUGAAAAUGUGGUUUUGCGUGUAUUUAUUAUGAAAUUUCACUCUUCAGCUUACGAAAAUCUCUAGCCCUUUUGAAGAAAUAAUAUUGAAUUAGCUUUUCCAUGAGACGUUUGUUCGACAAUCCAUUGUUUAUUAAUUUUUUAUUAAUCAUAUUCGUUUGAAGUACCGAACCGACAAUUUUGUCGGACUAUAGGAUCAAUAGGAAUAAACUAGAAAAUAGUAAAUUAUGAUCAGCAAAACGGCUAUCAAUGGAAUGGCUAGCUUUUAAUUUUAAUAUUUAACAUUAUUUAAAAAAAUGUAUAUGUAUCUCCACAAAAUUGGUAGAAAGGUAUCCAGCUUUUCACAUGCCAUUGUCCUAUUCGUAGUAUGUUAGGAGCCCUUAUUCUGACAGUAGAUCCUUAAUGCCAUCCGCCCAGUAAGAAGAAACCGUCCUACGUGAGACUAAUGCAUGAGAUGUUUGUUAAACAAACUCCAAACGUUCCUAACAGGGCGUUGCUGUCAUGCUGGCGUAAACAACCAUUGUGAGAACGGGACUGCUAGAAAAUUACGAACAAGAUAAAAUUGACCAUGGCACGUGCAUAACUGGAUAAAAUUGAUUUCCUUAAGGGAAUGGCCUACUUUGAAAGUUCGAAAAUAUUUUAAUGUAGAAUACAUUUAAGGUUUCAAUAUAGGGGUCCCGUUUCAAAAUAUCGGCCGCGGCGCCGCGUCAGAUUUUGAACGUUAAUAACUUUUAUCAUACUUAACAGAAUGAUUUGAUUUUUAGGGCAAUUUGUUGCAAAUAUGUUCCUCUAUGCUGUAUUAAAAUUUGAAGUAUGUAUAACAUGUACUAAUAACAAAAAAAAUGUGUUUUGAAAAAUCUUUCGAAAACGACUCGGAAAAGUGAAAAUUUUCAGCCCAUCCCGCACAGAGCCGUCGUUAUGGUAGACCAACCGAACAAUAAAAUAAUGAAAAAUUUAUAUAUAGGUCCACUAUAUGUUUGUUCGUAUGGUUAUUCGCAUUGGGUUGCUUGACGAGAGCACUUGGUGGGGGAAAGACGGCAUAUUCCUUUGGUUAGGCCAUUAGAAGCCGGACGGAAAGGAAAGGCUCAUGCACGGCACGAGAACGAGGGAGAAAGCGAUAGUAGUGCAUAUUAGCGCGAUUAUAUAAAUAUCUGUCGGUCGGUUUUUCUCAUCAUUCGUAUUCGUUCAAGCACUAGCAAGCAGCCAGUCCACCGAAGAAAAGCAGUCGGCGAUGACGACGGCGGAAAAAGUGCCCCAGCUACUGGUGACUCAUCGGAACUGUCGCCCUGCAAGAAUUUCGCCCCAACUAAAGGGCAACAGAGUAGGCUAUCGUUCCAGCGUCUGGGUCGUGAGAUUGUGCAGGACUGCAAAGUCGAGCUACGCUUACAAAGCUCAGUCGUAAUGAUGCCCCGAG
Molecule: messenger RNA, 3663 nt
Organism: Topomyia yanbarensis
Lineage: Eukaryota; Metazoa; Arthropoda; Insecta; Diptera; Culicidae
Product: zinc finger protein 239-like
Exons: 2
Coding region: 588-1727 (379 amino acids)
Biological process (GO): regulation of transcription by RNA polymerase II
Cellular component (GO): nucleus
Molecular function (GO): DNA-binding transcription factor activity; zinc ion binding; RNA polymerase II cis-regulatory region sequence-specific DNA binding
Source: RefSeq, a predicted model, not a curated record